AGGACCUCACACAGCCACUGAAGCUCUUUGUCUGAAGACAGCAGCUCAUCACAUCACAGCACCACAGAAGAAGAGAUGGCCCAGAUCAGAGCCCCUGUUAUUGUGCUGCUCGUGCUCCUGGCUGUGGGGCUGUUCACUACUGAGGCUUCUGCAGCUAAACAAGGUUUUCCUAGAGGUUGUUGUACGCGUUACUACCAGGGUAGGAUAGACAUUCGUCUCAUCCUUGGCUUUUACGUACCGUCAAUGAUUGACGGGUGCAACAUUGAUGCUAUCAUUUUCCACACUGUCAGAGGGAGAUUCCCAUGUGUGGAUCCCACUCAGGGCUGGGUUAUGAAAGCUGUUCGCAAGCUGAGGGAGAGAGCGGAACGAUUGAACAAGAACAGGUCAUAGGAAUAGUUCUCAUCACAAGGAUACACAGGACCAAGAGUUUGUGUUGCUAUCUUCAUUGACGGAGGAGAAUGCAAACGUGCUGGAACCCUGCUAUCUCUAAGUUUAUCCAACUAGCUGAAUUUGAUCAGACAUUUCUCUGUGCU
This is a messenger RNA of Oncorhynchus gorbuscha (pink salmon), 533 nucleotides long. RefSeq names its product C-C motif chemokine 20-like. The transcript has 4 exons. The record is from RefSeq and is a predicted model, not a curated record. Gene Ontology annotation, biological process: positive regulation of ERK1 and ERK2 cascade; inflammatory response; G protein-coupled receptor signaling pathway. Gene Ontology annotation, molecular function: CCR chemokine receptor binding; chemokine activity. NCBI's taxonomy places the organism in Eukaryota, Metazoa, Chordata, Actinopteri, Salmoniformes, Salmonidae. Gene Ontology annotation, cellular component: extracellular region. The coding region runs from base 76 to 390 and encodes 104 amino acids.